Neltuma alba is the source of this 1865-nucleotide messenger RNA. RefSeq names its product protein POLLENLESS 3-LIKE 2-like. The transcript is spliced from 4 exons. The coding region runs from base 98 to 1591 and encodes 497 amino acids. NCBI's taxonomy places the organism in Eukaryota, Viridiplantae, Streptophyta, Magnoliopsida, Fabales, Fabaceae. Gene Ontology annotation, molecular function: protein binding. The record is from RefSeq and is a predicted model, not a curated record.
CCAGUCGUCUGCUUCUGAUUGAUUCCACAACAUUCUGGGUCCAAUUAUUUUUCGACAGAACGAUAAUCCCCGUUACAGAUAGUCUUCCGCUUUCACAAUGUUCCAAGACAUGUGGAAUGCUCCCCCUGGUUUCAGACCCUCCAAGUCUGCUCCUUCUUCGCCAGCGAAGCCUCUUGGGGUUCUAAGAACUCGCUCGGAAUCCUUCCAUGUGACCCACAAGGUCCCUGUUGGUGACACUCCUUACGUCAGAGCCAAAAAUGUCCAGUUGGUGGAUAAGGACCCAGAGAGAGCCAUUCCUCUAUUUUGGGCAGCUAUAAAUGCAGGAGACAGAGUGGACAGUGCUUUGAAAGAUAUGGCUAUAGUGAUGAAGCAGCAGAAUCGGGCUGAAGAGGCCAUUGAAGCUAUCAAAUCGCUUCGAAGCAAAUGCUCAGAUCAAGCCCAAGAAUCUCUUGAUAAUAUCCUCUUAGAUCUUUACAAGAGGUGUGGGAGACUGGAUGAUCAAAUAAUUCUCUUGAAGCACAAACUGUACUUAAUCCAACAAGGGUUGGCUUUCAAUGGCAAGAGAACGAAGACGGCUAGAUCCCAAGGAAAGAAGUUCCAAGUCUCUGUGGAGCAAGAAGCCACUAGACUGCUGGGAAACUUGGCGUGGGCACUGAUGCAGCAGAACAACUACAUCGAAGCAGAAGAUGCGUACCGCAGGGCGCUUUCAAUCGCACCGGAUAACAACAAGAUGUGCAAUUUGGGCAUCUGCUUGAUGAAGCAAGGGAGAAUUUCUGAGGCUAAAGAGACCUUGGGUCGGGUAAAGCCGGCAGUUGCAGACGGUCCAAGAGGCUCAGAUUCUCAUUUGAAAGCCUAUGAGAGGGCACAGCAAAUGCUGAAGGAUCUGGAGUCCGAAACGAUGAACAAGGGAGGGGUUGACAGGGUCGAACAGAGCAGGCUCUUCGAAGCUUUUCUGGGUUCUUCAUCAAUCUGGCAGCCUCAGCCUUGUAAAGAUCAUACCAAUUCGGCUACCAAUACAAAUACCAAUGCUAAUUCCGUCAAAGCCCAAGAUGAUUUCGCUGAUGAGAAUAUGAAUUCGAAUAUAGUACCUAAUUUCAUGCCGCCACAGCAGAAGGGUGUUAUUAGUAGUAAACAACACGUUGGCCCACCAUUAGGGAACUCCCUUAAUGUCGCGGCACCGCCAUUCUACGCUUCAAAAUCCUUUAGUAAAGAGCCGAUGUUAUUAAGAGAACCAACUGGGAACCACCACCACCAUCAUCAUAAUCAUCAAUUUGCGGAGACUCUAAAGAGAACAAGGUCUGGAAAUGCUGCCGGAUCAAUGAGAGUGAACGAGGCAGGGGAGAUUAAUAAUACGAUGCAGAGGGAAUCAGGAGUGCCCGAGAACAAGACAAGAAGGCUUUCAGCGGAAAGUGAAGGGGACAAGCUGACAGAGUUGUUGCCGAACAACAAGGACUUUGAAGAUGCUAUUCUUGCUGCCAUUCUGGGCCCGACGGAGGAGUCAGAUAACACCUCCGGUAUAUUCCAGAGGAAAAUUGACAAGAGGCUUAAGGUGUUUCAAGAUCUUACUCUAUCUUUGAGUCCGAGGGCCUAAGCGAAUUUGAUUUUUAAAUCAAUAAAAAUGGUCUCAAUAAAACUGUUGUAAUUUUAGGAUGGGAGAUGAACUUGUUCUCCAUAUUUAACUCUGUCCCUUUAGAGGACUACGCAGCAUGAUAAUCAGGUCUGCCAAUAGCUGCUGUUACAUGGUAGAUUAUAAUUAGUAAUUCACUUGUCUUAUUCCCAUUCAUUUAUUUAUUUGCCAAGCCUUGUAAACGAGGUACAUCAUUGACUUAUAAAUGAAAUGCCUAAGAGCUGAAUUCCACAUUGCA